Molecule: messenger RNA, 1649 nt
Organism: Cetraspora pellucida
Lineage: Eukaryota; Fungi; Glomeromycota; Glomeromycetes; Diversisporales; Gigasporaceae
Source: the annotation of a GenBank genome assembly
AAGAAUUUUAUAUAUUAGAAGAAGAUGAAAUUAGCAAUAUUCCGAUUGAGAGUGAAUCAUUAAUAAUUGUACAACCUUUAAAUAAUAUUGAUAUUAGCUCUGAAUCUUUUGAAGAUAAAUUUAUCGAAGACAAAAUUAAUAUAAGUCAUAGCAAUGUAGACUUCGAUGUUGAUGCUUUGUUAAACAUAACAGAGUAUUUAAAAGACAUUCAAUUGAAAUAUGGUGAUUUUUGUGAAGUUCACUUUGGUCCUAAACGAAUUAUUAUAGUUUCAAAUAGUGAUGUGGCAUAUCCAAUUCAUGCCUCUACAGUGACUCUUAAUAAUAAAUUCUUAUAUCGUGAUUCAGAAAAUCCCGGAAUGCAUGAAAUCGGAAUGGAAAAUUGCGGAAUAGUUAGUAAUCGAAAUUUGGAUGAAUGGAAAAUCAAUCGAGAGUUCUUCAUAAGAGUGGCAAUGUCAAAAAAAUUUUUAAAAAUGCUUACAGAAAAAACAUAUGAAAAGACUACAGAUAUGUUUAAAUUAUGGGACAUAAUGAUAAAUGACAAGAGAGAAAUUGAUUUGUCUAAAUGGACAGAAAAGUUUUCUGGAGAUAUAGCGGUCUCAACAUCGACUGGACUAUCUGCUUAUUCAAUAUUUUCUUAUUUUAAGUCACUAGGAUAUGAUCAUAAUCACAAUUAUAUACCAACUACUGAAUGGGAACAAUCUUCAAAAUUACUUUAUCUCGUUGGUUCCUUUUUUAAAAUAGCACAAUGGUUCGUUUAUAUCCCACCUUCAAUAAGGCAUGCUCCUGGCAUAAACUACUUUGACAACAGGUUUUUAAAUGUUAUAAAAAAGUUCGAAGUCUUUAUAGUUGAGUUAAUUCGAAGAAGACGUGCGAAAAUUGAUGGGUUAUCCGACGAUGCUUUACUGCCGUCCGACUUUUUGACAUUGCUCCUUACAAUCAAUACACCACGAGAUCAAGAACGUUCCUUAUACAAGUCAUUAAACAGAUCGUUGAAUGAUCAUGAAAUUUUUGGUGUUAUUAGAGAUAUUUUCUUGGGUUCUAUUGAAACAGUUACGACUGCAAUGUGUUUAGUGUUUUAUUAUAUAUGCAAAUAUCCUUCUGUAAAAUAUAAAGCACUUUCUGAGAUCAACGAGAAAUUCGGCCAUUCAAUCGCUUUAAAUUCUCUUUAUGAAGAUAUAGAAAAACUACCAUAUUGUGAAGCUUUAAUUAAAGAAGCACUUCGCUUAAACUCACCAUUGCCAUAUCUACCACGGUCAAAUUCCGAACCCGCAGAAGUUGGUGGAUAUUUAUGGAAAGAGGGACAAACAUUUAUUUUACAUUAUCAGAGAAUAAGUAUUAACAAAGAUGAUUGGGUUGAUGCUGAUGUUUUUGAUCCUGAAAGGUUUUUGAAGAAUGAGAAUAGUAAGCGAUCAAUUAAUGCUAAAGAAGCUAAUAAUAAAAAAGCGUUUGCAACAUUUGGUGGUGGUGCUAGGAUUUGUCCGGGAAAGCUCUGGGCGCUAAUUGAAAUAAAAGUACUUUUAGUGGCAGUCUUAAUGAGAUAUGACAUGGAAUUUGUAAAUAAAGAUCAAGAAUUGGACUUAUUUUGUGAUUCAUCUUAUCAUUGGCGAGAACUUAGAAUCCGUUUAAGACCUAGAAUACAGGAAGAAUAG